Molecule: messenger RNA, 1437 nt
Organism: Paraphaeosphaeria sporulosa
Lineage: Eukaryota; Fungi; Ascomycota; Dothideomycetes; Pleosporales; Didymosphaeriaceae
Exons: 2
Coding region: 1-1437 (478 amino acids)
Source: RefSeq, a predicted model, not a curated record
AUGUUCCCUCCUACAGAUAGGAAGACUUCGGCUAACUUGAGAUACGAUGUUGUAGUAGAUUCGCUCAACAAACGUGCGGAUGCCGCUGUCGACGCCGGGCGUGGCGGCGGGCAUGGCGGCGGCGGCGGCGGUGGUGGACACGGCGGAUUCAGCGGCGGACACGGAGGCGGACACGAAGGCGGACAUGGAGGGGGCGGCGGCGGACACGGCGGAUUCAGCGGCGGACACGGAGGCGGACACGAAGGCGGACAUGGAGGGGGCGGUGUAUACCACCCUGUAUACGAAGGCCCCAAAUACGUGCCUGUCCCGAUCUACCCCCCGUACCCCUACCCCCCCUAUCCCCCCUACCCUCCUCACACGAGCAAGACCAAGACCACAAGCAAGACCAAGACCACCAGCAAGACCAAGACUACGAGCAAGACUACGAGCAAGACCACGACGACGACGACGACGACGACCACGCCUACGACGACGACCACGACGACGACGACGACGACGACCACGACCUGCAGUAUCCCUGAGACUGAAAAGACAUACUAUAUCCCCGCAGCAGCCACCGUAGGGCAGACACUUGCGGUCAGAGUCCCUAGCUGCGCUAAAAAGAUGCGCUUCAUCGUGAGAGGAGGAGGAGGCGGGGGCCCAGUUGACUCUCAGGCUGUCGACCCACUUGGCGGGGUUAAACAAUGGUUGGGUUACGGCGGGGUUGUCACUGGUAAUUUGGAUGUUACUCCCGCGCAACAAUACUUUCUCGUUGCUGGAGGAGCAGGUGACAAGGGUGGGAGCUUUGGUCAAAGUGCGUAUGGCAAGGGUGGCCUCGCGGCAAAUGGAGCAGGAGGCGGUGGUGGUGCGUCUGCACUGUUGCUGGGCACUUCAGCCCUUGGGGAGGAGAUUGCUGUUGCGGGAGGGGGAGGAGGCGACUCGACUGCCGUUGUCCCUUUCCAGGUUCCAAAUAGCUGGUCGUUAACGUACACCAAUUCCGGCAACGCUGGUAUUCAGGGCGAGACGAAAACACUGACCGCGCCACCGCAAGAUACUUUGAAACUUCAAACCGACGGGGGAUUUCCAGGAACUCUGCUUACACCCGGGACAAAGGGACUCUUCACCCCAUUAUCCGUUACGACGGCGAUUACUGGGAAUAAUGCAGUUGGCCAUGAUGGAGCAGAUGGAGUUUCUUUUACCUAUUCAGGCACCUCGAAACUAGGUUCAGGUGGAGGCGGAGGAGGCUUUAAUGGAGGCGGAAGCGGAGCUGUAGGCAGUGUGGAGGCGCCCGGCAACAAAAUUGUUGUACUCUCUGGAGGUGGUGGGGGUGGAUAUAACUACUACCAGAUUGCUAAGGUUACCCAGGGCACUUCAACGGUUGCUUCAAGCAACACCGCUGGCAGGUGUCCAAGGCAUGUUCCUUUAGAUAGUUCUACUACUACUACCGCAUCUUGGUAG